AUGGUGAAGUCAGAUGACGUAGUGGUGUUCAUGAAAGGCACGCAACAGGAGCCCAUGUGUGGAUUUUCACGGAAUGUUAAACUGGUUCUUGAUUUCCACAACGUCAAGUUCAAAGACUACAAUGUACUGGACGACCCUGAAUUGAGAGAAGGCGUAUACGUUAAGGGUGAAUUCGUUGGAGGAUGUGACAUAAUGGUACAAAUGCACAAAGAUGGAGAGAUUUCCGACUUUUUCGACUCAAAAGGGAUCGCGAGCAAGUAUGGAGAGGCAAAAUAA
Haemonchus placei is the source of this 276-nucleotide messenger RNA. NCBI's taxonomy places the organism in Eukaryota, Metazoa, Nematoda, Chromadorea, Rhabditida, Trichostrongylidae. The record is from the annotation of a GenBank genome assembly.